AUGGGGCACCUUAAGCAGCAGUGCCGCAUCCCGCUUGCCUCCGCCAUGUCCACUUUAGGCGCAUCCACUCCGAAUGCUUUCUCGAGACUUCCCAUGACCCCUCCAGAGCCUGUAGAUAGCGUCUUGGUACCUCCGAACACUGUCUCCAAGGAUGCUGCGUCCGUCACUACAGCUGUCCAUGUGAUUUCGACGGAGCGCGCGGCCCUCGCGCAUCUCGAGCGUCUUUACCAGACGGACCAGCUCGCUCAGGAACAUCUUUCUCGCGCGGUAGACCAGAUCGCAGGGACUAUUCGAAAUGGAGGAAAACUGGUCUGUUGCGGAGUGGGCAAGAGUGGGAAGAUCGCACAGAAACUUGAGGCGACAAUGAAUAGUUUGGGGAUAUACAGUACCUUUCUGCAUCCGACAGAGGCGUUGCAUGGAGACUUGGGGAUGAUCCGGCCGAACGAUACUCUGCUCUUAAUCUCCUUCUCUGGACGGACACCUGAACUCCUCCUUCUACUCCCCCAUAUCCCCCCAACUGUUACCAUAGUCGCCCUCACAUCCCACCUCCACCCGUCAACAUGUCCUCUCAUGUCUUUCCAGCCUAUGGAAAAGGGAAUCCUUCUACCUGCGCCCAUCCAUGAAGACGAAGAGACGUCCAUAGGCGUCUGCGCACCGACAUCCUCUACAACCGUUGCCUUAUCCCUAGGUGACGCUCUAGCUAUAGCUACAGCCCGCAAACUUCAUACUACUCCCGGACGUGGCCCAGCAGAGGUUUUUAAAAGCUUCCACCCGGGCGGCGCAAUCGGAGCUGCAUCUACCGUCUCCACGCCACUGAGCAUGAGCUCCUCCAGCGCCUCAUUGACUUCGCACCCGUCCGAAUUUCUCCAAGGACCAGUUCGCCAGCCUCAGCUCCGACAUCGACAUGAAAAGAUAACUCCAUUUUCUGAUCCAGGCGUGGAAUAUCAGGACAGAAUGCAGUCCGAUUCUGAUGCAGAGUCAGAGAAGUCCGUCCCUGCAUCUCCACCACCAAACACAAUCGCCAACAUGAUUUCUGUCCCACUUUCUCGAAUUCCAACAGUCUCAUCGCCAGCAUCAAUUUCAGGAGCGGUUCAUAGUAAUAUCCGACUCCUCGACAUUCUCCUUACGGCAAUCCAGCACCCCGACGCAAAUUCAUGGGUCUUCGUUGCCCCUGACAUUCUCAUCCCUCCACGAAAACUCCGUUAUCUCUCCUCCAAGGGCUACGUCGACAUGGACGUAUCGUCACUUAAUGCUCCCUAUCUAGCACCGCGAGAGCGCUGGACGUUCAUCUCUGACGAUUGCACUAUUGAGGAAGCAAAGGAGUGGUUUCCGCCUAAUGAUCCAAGGCCUGUCAGUGUUGUGGCGGUAGUAAGGGGCCAGGACUCUGAGGAUGUUCUGGGCGUGUUUGAGAUUGAGGAUCUUUGGGGUGGCAACGAUGGGAACGACUGA
Messenger RNA from Aspergillus nidulans FGSC A4, 1449 nucleotides. RefSeq lists its product as uncharacterized. The record is from RefSeq and is a predicted model, not a curated record. NCBI's taxonomy places the organism in Eukaryota, Fungi, Ascomycota, Eurotiomycetes, Eurotiales, Aspergillaceae. The transcript is spliced from 2 exons. The coding region runs from base 1 to 1449 and encodes 482 amino acids. Gene Ontology annotation, biological process: carbohydrate metabolic process; carbohydrate derivative metabolic process. Gene Ontology annotation, molecular function: carbohydrate derivative binding; carbohydrate binding.